Messenger RNA from Hymenoscyphus albidus, 672 nucleotides. NCBI's taxonomy places the organism in Eukaryota, Fungi, Ascomycota, Leotiomycetes, Helotiales, Helotiaceae. The record is from the annotation of a GenBank genome assembly.
UCAACUUACGCUAACAUUUAGUGAAGGAAAUAAAUAUCUUCUACUUUUCUGAUCUACCAGGAGACCGGAUAAUAUACAUCACCAAACUUCCUUUUCGCUUCAAGGUUGAUUGAAGUCCCCUGCUCGCCCCUGCUUUGGGAGUAUCUCGGGAUCCAUACUUGAAGUGCCCACCACCUGCACUCGACCCCGCCAUCCAGCCAGCCUCAACUUGCACCACAUAGAAACCUUCCUCACAGCAACAUAUCGUCCUCUUUAAGACAUUUCUUUCUUUUUCUAGAGAUUUUUUUUUUACUGUAAUAAAGUACAGCCCUCCAGAACGACGUCAAUAUGGAACACGAUAGUACCACCCGUAAGCUUUCCAGCGAGCAAUGGCGGGGUAGAAGAAUGAAAUCUAACUUCUCCACUACAGCUCAGUACCUGACUUCGGACAAGACUUCCUUUGCAUACGUCUCCGCGAGAGACCGAUGGCCUGUCAUAUUGGUAGAGAAUCCUUUUCGAAAUUAUGUUCGUCAGAGAAGAAGCUGAUUAUCGGGAUAGACGGGUGCCAUCGAUGAUGUGCAUAGAGCGGUUUCGGAGACAACAGACGAUGCGAAAAGGGGGGAGGGCAAGAAGAUUAUCGAGGAACUGGCGAAGCUCAAAUAUGAAUUGCAGCAUGAUCGCAAGUUGACGUAG